GGAUGCUUGGACCGCCGGCCGGCUGAGCAUCGACCCGCUCUCCUUGACUCGAAGAGCUCAAAUUUCGACUUCUCGCUUUCACUCCACCACCUUCAUACGCAACUCAUUUUUCAUCCAGCAUGGCAGAUCACGACAACCCGAAACACCCUCAACAACCAAAUGAUGACAUCGAGCAAGCCUCUGCGACUCAUAGGGACUCGUCAACAUCGUUGUCCACCUCAAAGUGGACCGAAUUCUCCAUCUUCGACCGCAGGCAGAAGGCACUGCUGGUCGCCAUCGUCUCCAUAGCAGCGACAUUUAGCGGUGCCGCCUCAAACAUAUACUUUCCUGCAUUGUCUACCAUCGCCGAUGACCUUGGCGUCUCGAUCGAGCUCAUCAACCUCACAGUCACCACCUACUUGAUUUUCCAGGGCCUCGCUCCGAGUCUCUGGGGCCCCGUCUCCGAUGUCCAUGGCCGCAGAGUCGCACUUCUGGGCACUUUUCUUGUUUUCCUCGGCGCCUGCAUUGGACUCGCCUGCUCCCAGAACUACGCCACCCUCCUCGUACUCAGAUGCCUACAGAGUACAGGUAGCGCAAGCACCAUUGCCUUGGGGUCAGGAGUCAUCGGUGACAUCACUACCCGCGCAGAGAGGGCAGGAUUCAUGGGCAUCUUUCAAGCUGGACUUCUAGCUCCCGUUGCCAUCGGUCCCAUCAUUGGAGGUGCUCUGGCCGAUUCUCUGGGAUGGCGCAGCGUCUUCUGGUUCCUCGUCAUUUAUGGUGGCUGCUACUUCUUCGUCAUCGUCGCCUUUCUGCCAGAGACGCUACGAUCCCUCGUUGCCGAUGGUAGUCAUAUACCAGAGUCGAGGAAGCUUCUCAUCGCCUUCCCACUCUCCUUGUAUCAGCGAACGACAAAGAGUGGAUGGAAGGUGGGCCAGCCUUCGGCAAAUGAGGUGCCACCUCCCAAGCGUAUUGACUUCCUGGCACCCUUUCGCUCCCUCUUGAGCAAAUAUACGGCCCCUAUCAUCUUCUUCAUGGCAAUCUACUAUGCCGUUUGGCAGAUGACCAUCACCGCCAUGUCGACGCUCUUCAAGACGCAAUACGGUCUCUCUGAACUGCAGAUCGGCCUCAGCUUCAUCGCGAACGGCGUGGGUUGCAUUCUUGGCACCCUCUUCACAGGCAAGCUGCUGGACCGCAAUUAUCAACGAGUCAAGCGCAAGCACCAAGGGCCAGAGGAGGAUCUGCCUAUUGAGAAGGCUCGCCUCCUCCUCGUUCCCAUCUUUUCGGCCAUCCAGUGUCUCGCCAUCCUUCUCUUCGGCUGGACCAUCGCCUACCCACACAAGGUUCCGAUCGCCAUCCCCAUCAUCGCCACCUUCUUCGUUGGCGCUACUGCAAUCGGAAUGCAGUCUGGCGUCAUGACCUACCUCGUCGACGUAUACCCAGACCAGAGUGCUGCAGCAAGCGCCAGUCUCAACCUGGCUCGCUGCCUCCUGGCUGCCGGAGCCACCAGCUUGGUCAGCCCUCUGAUCAAUGCCGUCGGUGUUGGCCCAGCUUUCUCAAUCGCCACGGGCGUACAAGUGCUGGCCUUCGCUGGCUUCAUCAUUCAAUGGGUAGUAGUACCCAAAUGGCGAGAGGCUAAGGCGAACGAGCGCACAGCUUCUGCAACUACGACGGCUGCAGCUGCGAAAUGAUCCAGCUUCUCGAUUGACUACGGCCUUUUCCUCACGCUGACACACCACGAUACGCUUCCUGGACACUGCACUCUUCA
Jaminaea rosea is the source of this 1744-nucleotide messenger RNA. RefSeq names its product putative MFS multidrug transporter. The coding region runs from base 120 to 1667 and encodes 515 amino acids. Gene Ontology annotation, biological process: transmembrane transport. Gene Ontology annotation, molecular function: transmembrane transporter activity. The record is from RefSeq and is a predicted model, not a curated record. Lineage: Eukaryota; Fungi; Basidiomycota; Exobasidiomycetes; Microstromatales. The transcript is spliced from 2 exons.